Molecule: messenger RNA, 1126 nt
Organism: Lolium perenne
Lineage: Eukaryota; Viridiplantae; Streptophyta; Magnoliopsida; Poales; Poaceae
Biological process (GO): transposition
Source: RefSeq, a predicted model, not a curated record
AUGGAUGACAUGCUAAUUGAUGCAAUCGCUGCAGAAGGAGUUUCUGUAGGCGAUGAGCCAACAGAAGCUGCAAAGAAGUUCUAUGAAAUGCUGGUUGAAGCUGACAAGCCACUGCACGAGAAGACCACACAAUCACGCCUAUCCAUUGUAGGACGGCUAAUGACUAUUAAGACACAACAUAACCUAUCAGAAGCUUGUUACAAUGAGAUUAUGAGUCUUAUACAUGACAGUGUUGGAGACACUGCUGCAAAAGAUCUCCCUACAAACUUCCAUAGGUCCAAGAAGCUUGAAACUUUUGAUGAUGCAAUGAAAAAUGCCCAUGGAGAAAACUGGGAAGAGGAGCACCCAGAAUUAGAUGCACAAAUCAUCUAUGAAGCAGCAGGCAGAAUGCCACAUGGCAGGCUGGGAAUUGCCAAUGAGUUAUUUACCAAAACAGAGAAGUCCAAGAUUAAAUCUAGAAAGGUGCCUGUCUCACAGCCGGUGCGGUCAGCUAGGGAAGACCGUUUAGAAAGAGAAAAUGACCGUUUACAGCGAGAUAACAAGCGUCUUCGAGGCAUUGAGCUGGUUGUGCGGUCUUUGGCUGAUAAAGGAGGACUAGACUAUGAUGCAAUAAUGCAAUCGGCUGCACCGGAGUUCGCCACGUCGGAUUCUGAAGUUGGACUUGAAAGAGGACGAGAUGCUGAUCGUCAACAUGAAUCUGAAAAGGGAAUGGGAAAUAAUACUAGAAGAAGUCCUAGUCAUGAGAAGGAUCGUGGUCCUAAUAAUGACGAUAAUGCGGGUGACGACUAUGACAAUGAGGGUGAUGGCGAUGACUAUGGUUUUGGCAAGGAGGAUGAUGAGGAUGGCUAUGGUGAUGAUUAUUAUGGCACAUAUGGCAAUGGGUAUGAUGAUAGCUACGAUGAAGAUUAUUGAUGAGUCUAAUCACCUGAGCCAUGCAACAAAGCACGUUUCUCUAGUGUGUCUACAAUUUAGCUUCUGCAGAAUGUUUGGACCAUUAUAUUUUACUUACUUUUGCAUACAACCUUUUCUAGAUGGAUCAUAUGCUUUGUGAGGUUAUUCUAAAUACAAAUACAAUGUACGUUCUUUAGUCGUGUCUGGUUGUUAAUAAGAUAUCUUUUAAAUGCUA